UCCCGUGUCGGCAAACUAAAGGAAAGAUAUAAUAAAUACAAUGGCUUUAGCAGAAAUUUGUAAAAUUUCCAAUGCUUCAUAUAUGAAGCCAGCUGCUUGGACUUCAACGGAAGUCGAGAACGAGCUCAACGCAUUCACCAGUAAUAUUGCAAAUCCAUAUACAUUGGCGGCGCCCCCGUUUGAGAAUCCCCUUGAAAACUUGAACAAAAUCCAAGCAAACGCUAGUAACAGCGGCGUUAAGAUAAACUUUGAUCACGGCACCACAACUCUGGGUUUCAAGUACCAAGGCGGCGUCAUAUUAGCCGUGGAUUCGCGUGCAACCGGAGGUCAAUACAUUGGCUCGCAGUCAAUGAAGAAAAUUGUCGAAAUCAACCAGUUCUUGCUUGGAACAUUGGCCGGCGGUGCCGCUGACUGUGUCUACUGGGAUCGCGUGCUGGCAAAGGAAUGUCGCCUACACGAGCUGCGAAACAAGGAACGCAUCUCGGUGGCUGCGGCCAGCAAGAUCAUGGCAAAUAUCGCUCACGAGUACAAGGGCAUGGGUCUAAGCAUGGGCAUGAUGUUGGCCGGGUAUGACAAGCGCGGACCAGGACUGUACUACGUGGACUCGGAAGGAUCACGCACUCCCGGCAACGUAUUUUCGGUUGGCAGCGGUUCUAUUUAUGCUUUCGGAGUCCUGGACUCAGGCUACCACUGGGACUUGAAGGACACUGAAGCACAGGAGCUGGGUCGCCGUGCCAUUUACCAUGCCACAUUCCGUGAUGCUUAUUCGGGCGGAAUUGUUCGCGUGUACCACAUGACUCCAAAUGGCUGGAUCAAAAUUUCAGAAACAGACUGCAUGGAGCUUCACUACAAAUACAAGGAGCAGAACAAAGCAAAAUAAUAUCUUAUGUUAACAAUUGCACAGCAACAAAUUAUGGAGAUACAAAAACAUUA
Drosophila novamexicana is the source of this 933-nucleotide messenger RNA. It is a transcript of the gene Prosbeta5, whose product is annotated as proteasome subunit beta type-5. Gene Ontology annotation, cellular component: proteasome core complex. The record is from RefSeq and is a predicted model, not a curated record. Bases 41 to 880 code for a protein of 279 amino acids. Gene Ontology annotation, molecular function: threonine-type endopeptidase activity. The transcript is spliced from 2 exons. NCBI's taxonomy places the organism in Eukaryota, Metazoa, Arthropoda, Insecta, Diptera, Drosophilidae.